Erigeron canadensis is the source of this 2415-nucleotide messenger RNA. RefSeq names its product glucosamine inositolphosphorylceramide transferase 1. Bases 69 to 2255 code for a protein of 728 amino acids. The transcript is spliced from 4 exons. Gene Ontology annotation, cellular component: membrane. The record is from RefSeq and is a predicted model, not a curated record. Gene Ontology annotation, molecular function: glycosyltransferase activity. Lineage: Eukaryota; Viridiplantae; Streptophyta; Magnoliopsida; Asterales; Asteraceae.
AUAUUAUGAAAUUAUCAUAUAUCUUUACAUAUCUGGGUCAUUGAUAGUUUGUAAUCGUCGGCGCCGAGAUGGGUUCGAGUCCGGUGGUUGGAAACGUCGGCGGCGCGUCGGAGAAAGCGCGGUGGCGCGUGCAUGAUAAUGGCGGUGGCGUGCAUUAUCUAUUUGUUUCGUUUUUAUUAUGUAGCUCAGUUGGGGUUUUUUAUAUUUUUUAUUUAUUUAGUAAUCCUAAUUUAAAUAAUUAUAAUUAUAAUUAUAAUCAUAAUAAUAAUAAUAAUAAUAAUAAGAAUUUGAUUGGUUGUCAAGAAGAUAAUGAAGGUUCAUGGGGAAUUGGAGUUUAUUAUGGGGAUUCACCUUUUUCUCUUAAACCCAUUGAACAUAUGAAUAUAUGGGUCAAUAGAAGUGCAGCAUGGCCCGUCGCAAACCCAAUUUUGACAUGUGCUUCAGUUACGGAUUCUGGGUUCCCAAGUAAUUAUGUUGCUGAUCCUUUUCUUUAUGUUAAGGAUGAUAUUCUUUACAUGUUUUUCGAAAGCAAGAAUCCAGUUACAAUGCAAGGAGAUAUUGGGGUUGCAAGAAGCAUGGAUAAUGGUGUCACCUGGGAACAAUUAGGAGUAGCUUUAGAUAAAGACUGGCAUCUUUCACAUCCGUACGUGUUCAACUACAAUCAUCAAAUAUACAUGAUGCCUGAUGGGAGAGGAAAAGGGGACGUUCGUCUUUACCGGGCAAUAGAGUUUCCAUUAAAGUGGAAACUUGAAAAGAUCAUCUUGGAGCGUCCUCUAGUUGAUACAUUUAUCAUACAACACAAAGAAAUGUAUUGGAUUUUUGGUUCUUAUGAUAAUGGGCUAGCCUACGAAGAUCUCGAAAUCUGGUAUAGUAGUUCACCAUACGGCCCAUGGACUCCACACAACAAAAACCCCAUUUCAGCACCUCGUAAUGGAGGCAGACCCUUCGUUUACAAUGGGAAUCUUUAUCGGUUAGCUCACGAUAAUGAACGUGUCCGCGUGUUCAAAAUUGAAGUUCUUCAGUCUUACAAUUACAAAGAAGUAGAAGUUGAUUUUGGAAUUGAACACCCGAAAAAAGGUAAGAACGCAUGGAAUGGGGCUCGGUCGCAUCACCUUGAUGUUCAACGGUUAAGGACCGGGCAGUGGGUUGCCGUUGCAGAUGGUGAUAGGACUCUCUUUGGAGAUGUAACAAGCCGGCGCAUGGUUGGGUGUGGUUUGUUUUUGGUUGGUGGUUUAAUUGUUUUCCUUGUGUGUUGGCUACUCGGGUUUGUCAAGUGCUUUCUUCCUCUCAAACACAAUAUAAAGAAGAGAAAUGAUGUUUUGUUAGCUUUGGAUAGGUUGAAAAUGAGAUUACGCUUGAAUAUUAACCCAGACACCUACAUGGGUAAAUUUGUUUUAUCGUUCUUUUUGAUAGUAUCAGUUGUGAUAUUAUGUGUUGGAUUUGGAUACAUAUAUGGAGGAAAUGGUGCAGAAAAACCGUAUCCUGUCGAUGGUCUUUAUUCUCAGUUUACGUUAUUAGCAAUGACAUACGAUGCUCGAAUAUGGAACUUGAAAAUGUAUGUAAACCAUUACUCUCAAUGCGCUUCAGUCCGUGAAAUACUGGUUGUUUGGAACAAAGGGAAGCCGCCUGAUCCAAAGGAAUUUGACUCGGCCGUUCCAGUCAGGAUCCGGGUCGAGGAGCAAAACUCGUUGAACAACCGAUUCAGGCCGGACCCAUUGAUAAAGACCAAAGCAAUUCUUGAGUUGGACGAUGAUAUCAUGAUGAACUGUGACGAUCUUGAGCGUGGAUUUAAAACUUGGAGGGAGAAUCCCGAGCGGCUAGUCGGGUUUUAUCCUCGGCUCGUUACUGGACCAUCACCAUUGCAGUAUCGGCCUGAGAAACACGCUCGUAAACACAACGGUUAUAACAUGAUUUUGACCGGGGCAGUGUUUAUUGAUCAUGACGUGGCGUUUAAGAGGUAUUGGAGUGACGAAGCAGAGUUAGGGCGGAAAACAGUGGACGAGGUUUUUAACUGUGAAGAUGUUCUAAUGAACUUCCUAUAUGCAAAUGCCACACCUACUGGGCCGACAGUGGAGUAUAUAAAACCGGCUUGGGCAAUCGAUACAUCAAAGUUUUCAGGUGUAGCAAUUAGUGGGAAUACACAAGCACAUUAUCAAGUGCGAAGCAAGUGCUUAGAAAAGUUUACGACGUUAUAUGGAGGAUUAACUGAUCGGAAAGUUGAGUUCAGACGUAGGAAGGAUGGCUGGGAUCUGUAGAAUUACUGUAUAUAUAAGUGUAUAACAUCUGGAUUGGAUGAUGAAAGUGCUGCCUGCCAUAGUGUUGGUUUUGUUGUCAAAUAUGAUGCAAAAUUUUUGGAAUGUAUUUUUGUACAUCAAAGAUGGUAGGGAAUAAAAUAUAUAAUCAUUUUAGUUUCCA